Messenger RNA from Penicillium olsonii, 204 nucleotides. The record is from the annotation of a GenBank genome assembly. Lineage: Eukaryota; Fungi; Ascomycota; Eurotiomycetes; Eurotiales; Aspergillaceae.
AUGCUGGUGGCUGCCUUGCUUCACUGGCAAUGGUCGCGCAACCCUAGUCUACUGCAGGACGCAUCGACCAAAGCCAUUGCUGGCCUUAUCAAUGUUCUCCUCUGGGCUAGCACGGUGUGGUAUGCUAAGAAUGGCAUCAACGACACUGCUUCCGUUGUGGGAUUGUGCGCUACAUUGCAGGCUUGGGCUGUCACCAAGGCUUAG